AUGAAAGCUGAAAAAAUAGCACCUCUUCAAAAUUAUCCGAUCAGAUCGUUGCGCUUGGGCCAGGAUGACGACCAAUAUCUUGUUAAUCUAACAGAAGGUAGAUUGCUAUAUCUAAAUCAUGCCAUUGUCCCAGAUUAUCUAAGGACCAAACCUGAUCCAGAGGUCCAACAAACGGAACGUCAAAUGAAUAAUGAAGCAAGUGUAUGUAAUGAUGCAGCCGUCAAAAACUUAAACAAAUGUUGUGAUAAAAUGUUAGAAAGAAUAAAACUUUCUCUACAUAAUUGGAAAAACGAUCAACAGCAAAUGAAAAAUAUAAAACCAACAUUUAAUCAAAAUGACACUGUACAAUUAAUUGCAGCUUUAACGUACGGUCGUGAUAUUUCAAUAUAA
Styela clava is the source of this 390-nucleotide messenger RNA. The record is from RefSeq and is a predicted model, not a curated record. NCBI's taxonomy places the organism in Eukaryota, Metazoa, Chordata, Ascidiacea, Stolidobranchia, Styelidae.